AACAGUUGAGCGUGGAAUAUUUAGUAGCCAGGAAAUGUCACGGAUGGACUUAUUGCCCAGGUGGCCACCUAUCACGGGACCACGCUUGGGAGGGCUUGAUUGUAUACACCUGUGUCCAUGGAGGGGAUUGGAGCACCUGAAUCACAUGAUAGGGAGGGGAUUGGAGCACCUGAAUCACAUGAUAGGGAGGGGAUUGGAGCACCUGAAUUACAUGAUAUGGAGGGGAUUGGAACACCUGAAUCACAUGAUAUGGAGGGGACUGGAACGCCUGAAUCACGCGAUUAUGGAGGGGACUGGAACGCCUGAAUCACGCGAUUAUGGAGGGGACUGGAACGCCUGAAUCACGCGAUUAUGGAGGGGACUGGAACGCCUGAAUCACGCGAUUAUGGAGGGGACUGGAACGCCUGAAUCACGCGAUUAUGGAGGGGACUGGAACGCCUGAAUCACGCGAUUAUGGAGGGGACUGGAACGCCUGAAUCACGCGAUUAUGGAGGGGACUGGAACGCCUGAAUCACGCGAUUAUGGAGGGGACUGGAACGCCUGAAUCACGCGAUUAUGGAGGGGACUGGAACGCCUGAAUCACGCGAUUAUGGAGGGGACUGGAACGCCUGAAUCACGCGAUUAUGGAGGGGA
Molecule: messenger RNA, 633 nt
Organism: Staurois parvus
Lineage: Eukaryota; Metazoa; Chordata; Amphibia; Anura; Ranidae
Source: the annotation of a GenBank genome assembly